UCAGCCUCCCUCGGCAACCUUUUCCUGGCUGGCUCCGCGGGUUCCGCCUCCUCUGAGCUCUACGUAGCCUCUGGACCGGCCUUCCCAAGAUGCUGCGCGCGGGCGGGAGGUUCGGAGCCUCCGGACCCUGCUCCCGCGUGGGGCCUGGGGAAAGUGGCGACAACGGGACUCAGGGCCCCGCGCGCUGAGAUUGAAUGCAAGACUCGCCACCAGCAAAAAGAUUAUGACUCACUUAAUUGCGAUACUAUAUUACUGUGGUGUCUGGAACCAAAUGCGCAAUAUCUCCGAGGCUGCCUGAGUUUGAAUCCUGGCUCUGUCACUUCCUAGCUGUAAGCCUUUGAGAAGAUCCCUGAACUCCGUGCCUCAGUUUCUACAUCUAUAAAGUGGGAUAAUAGUGCCUAUGGCACAAGGAUGUCGUAAGGAAUAAAUGAUCAUUCUCAUUUCAUUUUUAGGUUUAAAAGUAUCAAAUGGAAUCAAUUUGCAUUCAAAAAUUGGACCAAUGCAAAGACUUGAUAUUGUGGAAUGGCGAGCAAUGUCCAUCUAAUGAAGAAGAAAGGCUCUUGUGUUAUAAUGGGGAAGUGCUUAUUUUUCAAUUGUCUAAAGGAAAUUUUGCAGAUAAAGGGCCUGCAGAAAUACCCAUAUUGCAUGUCAGAAGAAUGGUGUUUGACAGAGAAACAGGAGCAUUUGUUCAGAAGUCCACUGGAUUCUUCAGCAUAAAGGAAGAAAAUUCUUAUCUAAAAAUUAUGUGUUGCAAUUGUGUGUCAGAUUUCAGAACUGGAAUGAAUCUCCCUUAUAUUGUGAUACAAUGCAAUGAAAAGAAUAAUGUUUUCAAAUAUUUUCUACUAUUUCUUCAUAGUACCAAUAAGUUUGAAAAGUGUUUGAGUUUCAAACUAGGCCAUGAGUUGAAGGACGGCAUAAGGGUCUUUGAUGGCCCUUUAAUUUUAUGGAAUCAUGUUGAAACAGUCUUCUAUAUCUCUCCCCAAACUGGCAGAGUUAUUACUGUGUCUGUUAACUUUUCCUGUAUUCAGUGGGCAGGAGAGAUUGAAAAUCUAGGUAUGGUUUUAUUAGGACAAAAGAAAUGCUAUUCAUCGGAGGAAGAAUGCACCCCAAAGCCUUCAAAAUCAGAUUAUGCAUUUUGGAAUACCAAGUUUUGUGUAUACGCCCUUGAAAGUGAAGAAGUUAUAAGUGAUACGUACAUUAUCCCUCCGGCUUACAGCAGUGUGAUCACGUGUGUGCAUGUCUGUGCAACUGAGAUCGUCAACAACCAGCUAAGAAUGUCUCUGAUUGCUCUUACUCGAAAGGAUCAGCUGAUUGCAUUCCAAAAUGGGACUCCUAAAAGUGUGUGCCAGCUUCCAUUUGGAGAUCCUUGUGCAAUUCAACUUAUGGAUUCGGGCGGAGACCUCCUUUUCCUUGUGUCCUUUAGGUCCAGUGAUGUUUGUGCUGUUUGGGGAAAGAACUUUCAGAUUGCUGCUAAAUGGGAAAAAGUUAGCUCAGUACUGAUAGAUGACUUUCUUGGAACUGGAACUGAACAAGUACUGCUACUUUUUAAGGACUCCUUAAAUUCAGAUUGCCUGAGUUCAUUUAAGAUAACAGAUCUUGACAACAUAAACUAUUCAAGGGAAACAUUGGAUUGCAAUGAAGAUGACUUACUUCAAGAUAAAGAAGAUAAUCGCUUUUUGGUGAUUCCAGCUCUGGAAAGAAGAAUUAAAGCGGGAUUGGUUUCUAUUCAGGAAGCACAGCAGCAUCUCUUGCUUAAGGAAAAAAUUAUUUUAAAAUCUUGCAAAGCUUUAAUGAACCUGGUUCAAGGGAAAGAAGAUAGUAUAUCAAGUGCAGAGGAGGAAUGUUUUGUUACUCUUUGUGGUAAAGAAGAAAAUCUUGUCCAUACUUCUGAUGAAAAGUUAUUAGACAAAUCUCAAGAUUCAGAACAGCUAGUAGAGAAGAUAUGGUAUCGUGUAAUAGAUGAUAGCUUGGUUGUUGGAGUGAAAACCACGUCUUCUUUGAAGCUGUCCCAGACCCAGGUGACUUUAUCGGUAUCAGUGGAUCGACCCCAUAGCUCCAGCUUUCAGCUUAUUAAGUGUCAAAAUAGGGUGAUCAAGUUGAGUAGGAACUCUUUUCCAGCACCAUGCUCAGUGCCAUAUGAAACAGGACCAGAGGCAAAAAGGAUCAAGUUGACUCUUGAUCAUGAGGAAGAGGAAGAGGAGAGCUUUGUCAGUGAACAGCCAGCUGAGAAAGAGUGUGUACAGAUAAUUACUGCAGUAACACCUCUUUGGCCGCUUUUAACAUUCAGUCAUUUUUGUUGCAUUGUGCUGUUACAAAUUAGGAAGAGAGAAAAUGGUAACUGUUCUCAGCAUCGUUAUAUUCCGUGUGGCAGACUUUCUUUAAGUCUAGAAGAUUUUUCAAGUGGGAAAUACCUAGUGACAUUUCCAAAGAAUCCCAUAGAACACAUGGAAGAUCUCUUUGCACUUCUCGCAGUAUUGCACAAAACUUGUUUUCAAAUCACAUCUCCCAGCUAUGCCCUGACUUCAAUGAAGGCAUGGCUCUUAGAACACAUGAAAUGUGAAGUAAUCAAAGGAUUUCCAGAAAUUUGCCUUUGUAAAGGGCCAGAAAGUUUGUGUGGGACACUCUUCAACUGGAAACAAAGGACCCCAUUUGAAGGGAUUUUAACAGUCUAUUCCAGGAAUCAAACAGUUUUGUUUCAGUGCCUUCAUAAUCUCAUCAAAGUUCUCCCUACAAAUUGUUCCUUCAAAAAUCUAAAAUUAGAAAGUGAGGAUUUCCUAAUUGAUCAUUUGGCGUUAGCUUUGGAGAAAGAAUUGGUUAUCCUGGGUUCUGUUUCUUCUGCCUUAGUUAAGGUUGAAAACAACUUGAUACAGAGGUGUGAAGCAAGGAAAGAAAAGAGUGGUGUCACUCAGGCUGCUUUAUCAGACAGAAAGGAAAACAUCCACUCCUACAGAGAAGAAUUUCAGAGAGAAAAGCAAACGUUGGGGACGAACCUAAAAGUGAGUGGUACCCUUUAUAGAGAAAUGACUUUGAAAUUAGCUGAGAUUCAGCUGAAAUCAGACAUUGCUGCACAGAAACUGACUGGUUUAUAAUUAUAAUCUCAAUUUGAUUAGAUUUUAAAGUACGUUUACCCCGCCAGAACAUUUUAGUUCCACUUGUUUUCAUUUUACAUCACAUGCAUCCUUUGUAAGAAUAAAAAUUGAGGCAUUUUGCAGGUUUUGAUGAUGCACAAAAUAAAUAGCAUGCCUUAGGGUAGCAGUUCUCAGCAGGGGCGCUUUUUCCUCUCUCCAGCCUCCCCCCCACCACUUCCCAGGGGGCAUUUGGCUUGUCGGGACAUUUUUUGAUUGUCACAAGUACUGAGGAGUGGGAGGGUGAGGCAGGGGUGCUAUUCGCAUAUGGUGGUUGGAGCCCAGGGCUGCUGCUAAAAUCCUGAUCUGCACAGGAUGCCCCCAAAGAAAGAAUGACCCCGAUCAAAAUCCUGAGGUUGAGAGAUCCUGCCUUAGACUUACCGCUGAAGUGAAGACAGAGGUGAUCUGACAGUCUUUUGGUCUAAAUCUUCAAAAAACUUAAGUAGUCCUUUUACUGGAUUCUGCUUAGUAAAACAGCUUAUAAAAAUCAACUUCAAACAGAUAAACAAGGUUGUCUGGAUUCACAACUCCCUGUGAACAGCAAGCUCCUGUGGAACCUUAAAUGGCGGAGUGUCUGGGUGGGACCAUUAAAAUGAAAGUGUUUGGAACCCUUGUUUAAAUUUUAUUAGAAAGCAUCUCUGAAAGUGUAAGUCUAUAGGAAUGUGGAAAUUUUAGGGCAUUUCUCUGAGAAGCACCUCUCUUUCAAAGGUUAAGCGUACCUCACAGGCCACUAUUUAAAAAACAAAUUGAAAAUGCCUUUAAGCCAUCUGAAACUCCACUCUAGGCAAACCUAAAAUAUAAAAGUCUAACUAAAAUAAUUUAAAGAAUAUGGUAUUUGGCAUUUCUCAGGAACCGAGAAAUUUAAAAAUAAGUGAAAAUUCAGUUCAGUUAAGAAGUGAUUUUUAAGGGGUCCAAUGAGCCAUUUCAAGGGGCAAAAAUUCAACCUAUUUCCUUUUCGGUGGGGGGAUAAAAAUUUUGGAGUAAUGUAACGUCAGGAGAGAUAAAAAACAUAAAAGGAUAUGGGCCAAAAGGAUUGUUUCUGAUCCUUUUUGCUCUAAACUCCUUAAGUGAGAUGGAAGUUUCCAGCUCAAUUGAAAGAAAUAAAGAUGAUUAUAGAAAGUGACAUUUCAUGCUUGCAGCUAUCAAGUGCUAAUUCCCCCCGUGCCUUAGAAGUGCUCGAUCUGGUGAUGCAAAUGGGUUUUAGAGACUGUAAGUUGUUUUCUUGUCUCAAUUUUUAUGAUUGUCCAUAUAAUAUGCUAGCUCUUUUUUUAGUAAUCCAUUGCAAAUUGAGACAGCUCUAUUUCUAUGAAAUGUCAACGAAAAAUAUGUCAGACCUUCUGGAAGUGGAAAUAGAAUAAUUUCAGGAUUAAUUGUGGAAAUCUGGAAAUAGUACGCGUCUAUAUACUCGUAUAUUGAAACUGUCCAUGACGUGUUCUGAAAGAACAACCGAGUAUAAAAUACAAGAACUGCAUUGGAAGAUGGAGGCUGUCACAAAACUAAACAGAAUUUAAUUGUUAUAGUUUUUCUGUAGGAAAGGUAGGGUAAUAAAAAUAGCAUGGUGCUUAUUUUUUAUUUAUAAGAGCAGCCAAAAGGUAUUAAUCUAGAUAUACCAAAUGACCUCUAUAAGUGAGACUGGUAUUUCAGUGUAUUUUUCUAUUUAAUACAAAUUAGAAAAGCCAGCGUUUGAGGAAAUGAUGUCCGUGCCGUUCUUUCAUGAUUCAGUUAUCUCUUUGCUUCUUUGAGCAUAUUCAUCUGACCGCUGACCUUGUGAACAUGUGAGGCUCCCCUCAAAACUACAGUCCUUCCCAAAUCCACACUGCUGAAGUGAAAACAAGUUUUGUUUUGGAACAGCACUCCACAAUUUUCAGACACAAAAUUUUCUGUCAGCCUCUUGAUCUCUUAACUAAGGAAUGUGCAUAAGCCAGCUUAGGUGUGACAUUAUUUAAUGUGGUGGCUAGGUUGGGGAAGAAAUGUAACAUUCAUUGGCUGUCAACUAUAUGCCAAACAGUAAGCUUGAAACACACACACACAUGCACACAUACACAUUCAUAUCCGUAUUGAUACAUAUAUAUUUUUUAAUCCUUCACAGCAAACCAUCAAGUGUAAUUAUUAGUAUUGUCCCCAGUAUGAAAAAAAAUGUUAAACCAAAUUAAACAGGUACAUGCAAGCAACUUGAUCCCAUACCCUUGUUACAAAUUUUUCAAAAUCAGUAGACCCUUUAAGAAUUCUAAUAAUAUACAAGUGAAUCUUAUUGUCUUGAUAAAGCUUCCUU
Molecule: messenger RNA, 5397 nt
Organism: Rhinolophus ferrumequinum (greater horseshoe bat)
Lineage: Eukaryota; Metazoa; Chordata; Mammalia; Chiroptera; Rhinolophidae
Gene: FANCB
Product: FA complementation group B
Exons: 11
Coding region: 468-3089 (873 amino acids)
Biological process (GO): interstrand cross-link repair; replication-born double-strand break repair via sister chromatid exchange; positive regulation of double-strand break repair via homologous recombination
Cellular component (GO): Fanconi anaemia nuclear complex
Source: RefSeq, a predicted model, not a curated record